Molecule: messenger RNA, 2810 nt
Organism: Motacilla alba alba
Lineage: Eukaryota; Metazoa; Chordata; Aves; Passeriformes; Motacillidae
Gene: JAM3
Product: junctional adhesion molecule 3
Exons: 9
Coding region: 75-989 (304 amino acids)
Biological process (GO): cell adhesion; angiogenesis
Molecular function (GO): protein homodimerization activity; protein heterodimerization activity
Source: RefSeq, a predicted model, not a curated record
UGGCGGCACCCCCGCCCCCGGGCCGGCGCCGCCCGGGCAGUGCGCAGGCUCGGCUCGGCUCCGCACACCCCAUCAUGGCGCUGCGGCGGCCGGAGCUGCUCCGGCUCCUGCUCCUGCUCCUGCCCCUGCUCGGCUGCAGACUCUUGGCUGUGGAGCUGACAUCCAGCAACACCAAGCCCGUGGUGCAGGAAUUCCAAAGUGUUGAGCUGUCCUGCAUCAUUAAAUCCACGGUGACGCCAGAUCCCAGAAUCGAGUGGAAGAAAAUCCGAAAUGGAGAAACCUCUUACGUGUUUUUUGGUAACAAAAUGCAGGGAGACUUUGCGACUCGGGCAGAGAUUCUGAGCAGGACGUCCCUGGUGAUUAAGAACACCACGAGGAUGGACACGGCCACGUACCGCUGCGAGGUGGCCGCGCCCUCCGACACCAAAACCAUCGACGAGAUAAACAUCCAGCUCACAGUCCAAGUGAAACCCAUGAUUCCCAGAUGCUCUGUGCCUAAAGCUGUCCCUGUUGGCAAGUCAGCCUCUCUCCACUGCCAUGAGAAUGAAGGCUUCCCCAAGUCCACCUACAGCUGGUACCGCAACAGUGAACCUCUGCCACCCGACAGCAAAUCCAGCACCAAACCCCACAACUCCUCCUACACCCUGAACCCCGCCACAGGCACUCUGGUUUUCCACGCAGUGCACAAAGGUGACACAGGUCGUUACUCCUGCAUAGCAACAAACGAGGCUGGCUCUGCCAAGUGUGAGGAGCAGGAGAUGGAAGUCUAUGACCUCAAUAUUGGUGGGAUAAUCGGGGGAGUCCUGGUGGUCCUUGCAGUCCUGGUGCUCAUCACUUUUGGGAUCUGCUGUGCCUACAGAAGGGGAUACUUUGCAAAUGGCAAAGAGAGUGGGGAAAGCUACAAGACUCCAGCAAAGCCUGAUGGCGUUAACUAUAUCCGCACAGAUGAUGAGGGCGACUUCAGACACAAGUCUUCAUUUGUCAUCUAAGACGCCAAAAGGAAAUUGCAAACCAGCAAAAGCAAGUGUGAAAAUACCUCCUCCAGGAACUCAAAGCAAGAGCAAAAGAUUAAUUAAGUGCGCUUGGAAGAGUUUGGAACACACAAGAACUCGAUAGCUUGCUAUCUGUAUGUCUUUUUUUUCUUUGCCAAAGUUUAAAGUAACUCCUCACUGCCCAACUCGCGUCUCCCCUGCCUCUGGAGAUACCAACAGGAUCACCCAAACCUGUCCUUGGACUGAGGAAAGGUUUCAAUCCUUCCCAAGAGACUGGGCUGUGUGAAGUUUGUGGAAUUGCCUUCUCUUUGUGCUGCAGGGACACAGCCACCAUGUGCAAACCAAGCAGGGGCACAGCAUUAGGCAAACCUGUAGUAGCCAUGAGCAGUAAUGUGUUACCAGUAGACAAAAAAAAGGUGCUGAUACAGAAGUAGAUGGACUUCAAAGAGUGAGAUUUGGGGGAUUUCCUCCCAACAGCUCAUUGCUCAGGCCUGGCUGGUGACUUCUCCACAUCUGUGAUUGUCCUGUGCUCGGCUCUGACUGCUCAGGUGCACAGGGGGGUCUGUGCACAGCCACCAGUGACACUGAGAACACCACUAAUGCCCUCAGCCCUUCUGUAACCACCCCCAAAUGCUGUUAUCUAACAGGACCCCCAGGGCAGGGCACUGCCUCUGCUCCCUGCCUGCCAGGGCUCCCUGCACGCAGGUGACCCUGGUUCUAAUCUGCACAAAGCAGGCUUGGCUCCUGCGUCUUUCCCCGGGGAAAGAGGCUUAGAGGGGAGGCAGAGAACCAGUGCUAAGACAUCCCUUUCAGGAAAAUUAAAGCCAAAUAAUUUCCUGGGCUAAGAUUGCCAUAAAAGGUACUGAGAGAUCCUCCAGCUUUUUUUACCUUCUCCGUUUAUUUUGUAAAACCCCACCUUCUAAAUUUUUUGCAAAGAUCUAUUUUGAUUACUUCAGAAAAGGUAACAUUUCUAUUUAAAAGUGUAAAUACGUGAUGCCAGCAGUGUUUGAGUAACGGAGCUAUUUUUUUACUGUUGAAGCUACAGGAGAGGAGCUCACACGUUGCUAUAGUGUGGCACUGUCAGAGCAUAUCAGUAUUAGUGCAAAGUGUAACAAAGAGCUGCAGGUGGAACAGCAUCUCUUUCCUCUUCAGCCAGCUUCAGCCAUUUCCUUGUCACAAGAGGUCUUACCAGACACAGAACAGAGUCACUCAGGGAUAGUUUUUGUAAAUUUAUGGCAGGAGCUAUCAACUUUUUUAAAUGAAAAAAAAAAAUCUUUUCUUGCCGGUGACCAACACUUUGUUUUUGUUGUUGCAAGAAAUAGCCAGGAUGGCUUUUGGAGUCAGUUCCAAAGAGGUGACAGAGUGACUUCAGUGUUUGCUGCCCCUCUGCAAGUUCCCUAAAGCACUAACACAGCGUGACAGCUGCAGCAGCUUGGCAGGUUUAAACCACAUGGCCAAGGCCACUCUUUCUGGGGUUGGGAAAGCAAAAGCUCAACACAAAAGCACUUUUAUAGUGUCAGCUGAAAUUUUUCUCUGGAUGGUAAAGGAAAAAAAAAAAAACCAACAAAAAAAGCAAAACCAACCAAAUUUGGUUCUCUUGGCUUUAGAGAGAAUGAUGGGGAACAUGUGUUUCCCAAAAUAUCCGUGUUGAUAGUGUUGAACAGCAUUGGGUGAGACCAGGCUGCAAGAUGUGGAUGCAACACUAGGACUGUGCUGUGGUUUAGGAAGUUUUUUAAUGUAGCAGAAUAGUGUUCUUGUAUUUCCAAUAUAAAUUGAGUUGUCUUAACUUUUCCUGUAUACAGUAUUUUGGAUACUUGA